GCCAAACAAAUAAAUAAAUACCGUUGACUGUUAAAACACACAUAUUUUGUUUAGUGAAUAGUGUUAAUGUUUAGUGUUGGCUUAGUGUUACUUAGUGUUAUUAGGGCUCGGUGACGUCACACACCAAAAUAAGCAAUGCAACGCCAGAUGAGGUUUUCUAACAGAAAUGACUUUUAUAAAUCAAGUUGAACUUAAUUAGAACAAAUGAGUUUUGUACAACAUGUGAUGUGAGAGGUGGUUAGGGCGAUGUCGGGGGCACGAUCCGUUGUUACGGAGCUGCCUCGCUCCACGGCCUAUUACUACGCCGACCUGGAGAAGAUGAGGCGGGAUCAUGAAGUCCAGGACAAACAGCCGGAGUUCCAGGUGUAUGAACGAACCAAGGAUACGGAGGUGGUUAAGAUAACGCUGGAAGGCAACUGGAGCCCGGAGUAUAGUACGCCGGAGAACGGGAAUAAGGUCGGAGAGACGUACUCCACGGCGGGGACGUUCCCUUUGAAGGAAAUAAAGGAGAAGGAACCGCUGCUGGCGGAGCUAGAGCUGGUGGGGCGAGUGCCGCUCACACAGCUGGAUAAUACAGGUGUUAGGAGGACCAGGAGUUGGUACUUGUGCUGCCCGAACGUCGGUGACGAGGAGAUAUCGAGAGAAUCCAGCUGGAGGUACUCCAGCCUAAGACCUGUGACUGCUGCACCUGUAGCCGGCAGAAACGGUGUGCAGGCGGUGGCCAGUCAUAGCAGCGGUCGCGAGGAUAUAGAGUCUCUGAGGGCGGAGCGAGAUGCUCUGGUCCGAGCGCUCGCCGCGGAGAGGCAGAGGGCGGCGGCCGAGGGCAGAGCCCACGACGCCCGCCUCGCGGAGCUACACGGGGUCAUCGCUGAACUAGUCAGGAGGCGCACCAGCGACCGGAGGGCCAAGGUCAUCCCCGAGGAGGAGCUGUCGGACGAGUGCGAAUCCAUCACUCAGCCGGCGGGUGACGUGGACAAUGACGUCACGGAGCACACAGAACAGUAUGAGAGCUCGUCGGGAGUGAGCCCCGCGGAACUGAACACUCCUCAGGAGUUGAAGAAGGAUGAGGAGGUGACUGACAGGGCGUCGUCGCCGGCGGAGGCGCCCCCCGCGGGUGACUCGGAGCUUAGCUCCAGUAUGAUGUUGGCGGAGGAGGAGGUCUGUCUGAAAAACGCGCGAUGCUGUCAGCACGUCCGCGCGGACACCGGAAGUUGUGACAGGGAGAGAGGCUCGCCGGGACUGCUUCCGCCGUCACCUAGUAAAUGCGAGUUCAGGGAGGCGAAGAUGGCGUCCAGGGUCCGGCUGAAGAAGACGCAGGAGGUUCAGGACACGCGCGGCUCCGACCCAGACGAGGCGUGGUGUGUGGAUGCGGCGGAGCGCCUGGCGUUAGACGUGUGCGCGCAGGCGGACCUCAGGGAGGCGCUGGUCGCGACCGGAAAUGACGAGGUCCACGAGCUGGACACGGCGUUGGCCCAUGUACGUCUGUGGCGAGCUCGCUGCGGCCGGCUAGCGGCGGACUGCCGCGUGCUAGACUGUGCACUCGCCAGGGCUGUGGACACAGCGCACAGGCUGUCCUGUGCGUGUGCGGUGCAGGAGUCGUCGAUGGUGUGUCUGUGCGGCGCCCUGCGGGCGGCGGACCGGGCGCUCGAGGUGUACGACGUGCUGCUGGCGCUGGCCGAGACGCAGCACGCGCCGCACGACCUACAGGUGACGCUGCGCGGACCUAUCGUCAGUCAGCGGAGGCCGUGGCGCGGCGCGUGUUGUGGCGUUUGGAGUCCGCGCCCCCGGCCUGGGGCGAGCCUCUCCUGCCGCCCGGGCCGUGGGCGGAGCGCCCGGGGACGGAGCCUCCGCCCCCGCCCUGGACCGACGACUGUGAGAUUCGACUGCGGACCCUCGCCGCCCAGCUCAAGAGAGAAACCGUACAGAUGAGAGCGCUCCGGACCCCGCCCGCCCUAUACUCGCCACACGACAGCACCGCCCCCGAGUCUGUGUGCAUGUCCGAGAUGGAAGCAGCCGUGUUGGUGCAGGAGGUGCUAGCGAGCAGAGAGCAGCGGGCGGCGGACGAGCUCGCGAGGAGACAGGACUGACGCCACCACCCGGAACAGCUGGCGACUGCUGGAGCACUACACCUGGAGAACAUCACCACAGCUGCACGAUUCAUGUUCAUCACAAGAUCGGAGGCUGAAUAAUACUAAUCAAAUAUAAAUCUUUUUUUUUGUGAUUUUUUUAAAUUUUAUUUCUAAUACAUUUCGUUUGUGAGACGUCCCACUGCCUGCUUGUCAGUGGCAGGGGUCGGGGCGACGCGGUGCUAGUUGAGUUUAGACGACAUAAAUUAUAAUGAUAUAUA
This is a messenger RNA of Danaus plexippus (monarch butterfly), 2347 nucleotides long. RefSeq lists its product as uncharacterized. The record is from RefSeq and is a predicted model, not a curated record. The coding region runs from base 247 to 1929 and encodes 560 amino acids. Lineage: Eukaryota; Metazoa; Arthropoda; Insecta; Lepidoptera; Nymphalidae. The transcript is spliced from 13 exons.